Molecule: messenger RNA, 1989 nt
Organism: Malania oleifera
Lineage: Eukaryota; Viridiplantae; Streptophyta; Magnoliopsida; Santalales; Ximeniaceae
Exons: 3
Coding region: 101-1231 (376 amino acids)
Biological process (GO): protein methylation
Molecular function (GO): protein methyltransferase activity; nucleic acid binding
Source: RefSeq, a predicted model, not a curated record
AAGAUCAAAACCAGAAUACACAUUGGCACGAAGGGGCUAAAACCUGGACCGAACCGGAAGCGUCUCUACCCAUCUUCUCUUCUUCGUAGUGGGCAGAGGUAUGAAGCCAAAGCUAACGCGUACGCCUUCUGCCUGUAUAUUAUCGCCAAUCUUCCAUAAUAAAUCUCCCAAAUCAACCCUUCUUCUCAACCUCCAACGAUCUUUAUCAACAUCAUCAUCAUGCUGCACUUCAUCUCCUCCCUCUCCGCUGCACCCCCGAACGCCGCUCUUUCUCAGGCCAUCAACGCACUCCACAACCUUCUCAGACCUCCGAAAGUGGCACCUCUGGGCCAAAUGUCUGGCCGCCGCCGUGGGCUCGACCUUCGUGGCCUCCGACAAUGGCCCCGACUCCGCCCAAUUGCACAGAGAGCUCAAAUGGCUCUUAGAGGACGCACUGGAACGCCCCUCACUGUAUCCGCAACUCAGUACUGCUGGGAAUGACGAGGAGAGACCAAUAAGGGUGAGGGCAAGUUUGGAUGAGCUCUAUGUUCUGUGGAAGCAGAGGAUUGAGGAGAGGAGACCGUUUCAGUAUGUGGUGGGGUGUGAGCACUGGAGGGACAUGGUGCUAUGUGUUCAGGAGGGGGUUUUGAUCCCGCGGCCUGAGACGGAACUGAUUGUUGAUUUGGUGGGUGAUGUUUUGGGAAGAAAUGAAGGAUUGAGAGAUGGACUGUGGGCAGAUUUGGGGACUGGGAGUGGGGCAAUUGCGAUUGGGAUUGGGAGGAUUCUGGGGCCUCGCGGGAAGGUCAUUGCCACGGAUUUGAGCCCUGCUGCUGUUGCAGUCUCUUUUUUUAAUGUGCAGAGGUAUGGUUUGCAGGACAUCAUUGAUAUUAGGCAAGGAUCCUGGUUUGAACCUUUGAAGGAUGUUGAAGGGAAACUCGCUGGUCUUGUGAGUAAUCCACCGUAUAUACCAAGUGAUCAUAUCUAUGGGCUACAAGCUGAAGUUGGCAAGCAUGAACCGAGGCUCGCACUAGAUGGUGGUGUGAAUGGCAUGGAUGAUCUUCUACAUCUCUGCCGUCAGGCUGCUUCAAUGUUGAAACCUGGUGGAUUUUUCGCUUUUGAGACGAAUGGUGAGAAGCAGUGCAUGUUUCUUGUAGAUUACAUGACAAAAGAAUCUGUAGGUAGCUUCUGCAACAUCAACAUGGUACCAGAUUUUGCUGGUAUCAAGCGAUUUGUGACUGGAUUCCGUAUUUGACCCAGAGAAACUAGGAAUAUCCUCAAAUAUUAAUCUGAAGGCAGCUUCUGGGACAUAACCUAGCAUAUGAUUAUGCUGGGUUCCAAUGAUCUGUGAUUUGAUUCCAUCAUUAGCAAUAAUUGUGAAAAUCUACGCACACUUGCAAGCACUGGUCAUCAAAGGUAAGUGUUGACAUUUUCAUUGAGUAUUACAUUUGCAAAUUUUUAUAUGUGCUGAAAAUAUGUAUUUUUGGACCUUACAAAAUGCAUUUUUGGAGAAAGUUUUGUGCUUCCUGUUUGAUAGUGCAUGAGGUUGCCUUUUGAUAAUAAUCCUUGUUAAAAUUUUAAAUCAUGUUGUGUGGGGUAAUUUAUGCAUUAAGUUCACAUGCCUUGAUACCGCAUUAAUGUGGACAGGCAUGCUUAUUUACACAUCUUCCCCAAAAGGAAAUUUGAGCUACGCCAGGGGUAAUCAGCAUCUGGCCACCAGCCCAUCCUCCAGCUUAUGAAGAUUUUCUAUUUUUGGAAUUCUAUAACCACCAAAGAGAAAGCAAUUAGAAAUGAAGUUGCUUUAUUUGUGUAUUCAUAUGAUUGAAUUAAGCAUCCUCUUCCUGCUGAACCUUUAAGUUGGUUAAAAUGAGAGCCUAUCUAUACUAUAUAUAAAUCAUAAAUGAUGGUUUGUAUGCAAAUUUUAAUGUUAUCCUAACUUGGAAAGAACAAACAGUGAGAUGAGAUUGGCAAGGCAAAAUGAGCAAGAAUGAUAGUAGGAAUUUAAUCUCAAAA